Messenger RNA from Caenorhabditis angaria, 610 nucleotides. NCBI's taxonomy places the organism in Eukaryota, Metazoa, Nematoda, Chromadorea, Rhabditida, Rhabditidae. The record is from the annotation of a GenBank genome assembly.
AUGUCGGAGCGUAAUUGGUGCAAACUUAUUUGCCAUAUCAAUGUUCGAAUUGGUUGGACGAUUUUUGGAAUUCUUUUCGGGAUUUCUGCAUUUUUGACGUAUUCGAUUAAGUUUCAGGUGAACUUGAUUUCAAAAAAAAAUUUUUUUUUUUAAACGUUUUUUUUUGCAGAAUUGGUCAUCUACAGCCACAUGUUUUAUUGCAACUUUAUUCGCCUGUCAAACACUUUAUUUAUAUUGGGGAAUGAAGAAGGGAACGAUUAUUAAUUGGCCUGAGUGGGUUUUUCAUGCGAUGGUUUGGCCAAGUAAGUUUAUUUCUCAAACUAGGCCCAGCUACUUAGCCUAACUCCUUUCAGAUAUCAUUAUUGGAGCUCUUGGAUUAAUCGGAAUGAUUGUUUGUUUUGUGAUCGCUGGAAUCAAUAAACAAGGAGCUGCAAGUAUGCAAGAUAUGUAUGGCGAGAAUCUUUGGUUCACCGGAUCUUGGAGUUUUGUCAUAACUAAAUGGACGUGGCAAAACGCAUAUUUCUCGAGAAAUCAUCUGAAAAUGCUGAAUGCUCCGCAACCCGAAAUUGAAUCGAUUGGGGAUGCGAAUCCGGCGGAAUGGAAGUAUUAG